AUGUCUCUGCCCAAGCGCAUCAUCAAGGAGACGGAAAGGCUGGUCAACGAGCCCGUCCAGGGCAUCUCGGCGACCCCCCACGACGACAAUCUGCGGUACUUCGAUGUCACCAUCGACGGCCCCUCGCAGUCGCCGUACGAGGGCGGCUGCUUCAAGCUCGAGCUCUUCCUGCCCGACGACUAUCCCAUGACCCCGCCCAAGGUCCGCUUCCUCACAAAAAUCUACCACCCCAACAUUGACAGGCUAGGCCGUAUUUGUCUCGACGUGCUCAAGAGCAACUGGUCGCCCGCGCUGCAGAUUCGUACCAUCCUCCUCUCCAUCCAAGCCCUCCUGGGUGCCCCGAACCCAGAUGAUCCCCUGGCGAACGAUGUGGCUCAGGCGUGGAAGGAGAACCAGGCACAGGCGAUCAAGACAGCCCAAGAAUGGACACAGCAGUAUGCGAAGCCGUGA
Molecule: messenger RNA, 450 nt
Organism: Plenodomus lingam JN3
Lineage: Eukaryota; Fungi; Ascomycota; Dothideomycetes; Pleosporales; Leptosphaeriaceae
Source: RefSeq, a predicted model, not a curated record